Messenger RNA from Botrytis cinerea B05.10, 504 nucleotides. RefSeq lists its product as hypothetical. The transcript has 2 exons. Bases 19 to 456 code for a protein of 145 amino acids. NCBI's taxonomy places the organism in Eukaryota, Fungi, Ascomycota, Leotiomycetes, Helotiales, Sclerotiniaceae. The record is from RefSeq and is a predicted model, not a curated record.
GUUGGACUUCUUUCAGAUAUGGACUUCAUGGACAGUGAUGUUUGGCACAGCAACACAGAGCAACUACCAUCUUCCAAUGCUUUCAUGGAUGCAUUCGCCCAUUACACACACAACCUGAGUUUGCCUGCCACUUCCUUGUCGCUUGGCCAAGUUCUUGGGAUCGGAAUUGUUAGUUAUAUGCCAGAAUACCAGCAAGCCACGACACGUAAUGGCUUUUAUGGUAACGACGAGCACGAAUUCUUGCGAUAUUGCGAUGCUGGAAUUGGUCCUGCUUCGCAAACGACAGCGUACAUAUUUGAACCCCUAGCUCAAGGUCAUCUUCUGUUGGAAUUGAACCUACAGGGCUACAAGAAAUCAGUGAACAUUAUCCCAUCGAUGCCAUGGCUUGGUCACUUGAUCCACGUUUUUGCAGCUUGGUCCAAGCUACGCAUGUGCUUCCGAGUGUUACGACAUUAGGCAAGGAGAUCGGAGAUCAAUCGGAAGGUCUAAGUGUCGUUGAAGGCA